Molecule: messenger RNA, 2430 nt
Organism: Dryobates pubescens (Downy woodpecker)
Lineage: Eukaryota; Metazoa; Chordata; Aves; Piciformes; Picidae
Product: mucin-19-like
Exons: 1
Coding region: 1-2430 (809 amino acids)
Source: RefSeq, a predicted model, not a curated record
AUGGAGAUCUCCGGCGGAGCUCAGCUGCCGCCGGCCGGGCUCGGGGAUGGAGAUCUCCGGCGGAGCUCAGCUGCCGCCGGCCGGGCUCGGGGAUGGAGAUCUCCGGCGGAGCUCAGCUGCCGCCGGCCGGGCUCGGGGAGGGAGGUCUGCAGCGGAGCUCAGCUGCCGCCGGCCGGGCUCGGGGAUGGAGAUCUCCGGCGGAGCUCAGCUGCCGCCGGCCGGGCUCGGGGAGGGAGGUCUCCAGCGGAGCUCAGCUGCCGCCGGCCGGGCUCGGGGAGGGAGGUCUGCAGCGGAGCUCAGCUGCCGCCGGCCGGGCUCGGGGAGGGAGAUCUGCAGCGGAGCUCAGCUGCCGCCGGCCGGGCUCGGGGAGGGAGGUCUCCAGCGGAGCUCAGCUGCCGCCGGCCGGGCUCGGGGAGGGAGGUCUGCAGCGGAGCUCAGCUGCCGCCGGCCGGGCUCGGGGAUGGAGGUCUCCGGCGGAGCUCAGCUGCCGCCGGCCGGGCUCGGGGAUGGAGGUCUCCGGCGGAGCUCAGCUGCCGCCGGCCGGGCUCGGGGAGGGAGGUCUCCGGCGGAGCUCAGCUGCCGCCGGCCGGGCUCGGGGAUGGAGAUCUCCGGCGGAGCUCAGCUGCCGCCGGCCGGGCUCGGGGAGGGAGGUCUCCGGCGGAGCUCAGCUGCCGCCGGCCGGGCUCGGGGAUGGAGGUCUCCGACGGAGCUCAGCUGCCGCCGGCCGGGCUCGGGGAGGGAGGUCUGCAGCGGAGCUCAGCUGCCGCCGGCCGGGCUCGGGGAGGGAGGUCUCCGGCGGAGCUCAGCUGCCGCCGGCCGGGCUCGGGGAGGGAGGUCUGCAGCGGAGCUCAGCUGCCGCCGGCCGGGCUCGGGGAGGGAGGUCUGCAGCGGAGCUCAGCUGCCGCCGGCCGGGCUCGGGGAUGGAGAUCUCCGGCGGAGCUCAGCUGCCGCCGGCCGGGCUCGGGGAUGGAGGUCUCCGGCGGAGCUCAGCUGCCGCCGGCCGGGCUCGGGGAUGGAGGUCUGCAGCGGAGCUCAGCUGCCGCCGGCCGGGCUCGGGGAUGGAGAUCUCCGGCGGAGCUCAGCUGCCGCCGGCCGGGCUCGGGGAUGGAGGUCUCCGGCGGAGCUCAGCUGCCGCCGGCCGGGCUCGGGGAUGGAGGUCUCCGGCGGAGCUCAGCUGCCGCCGGCCGGGCUCGGGGAGGGAGGUCUGCAGCGGAGCUCAGCUGCCGCCGGCCGGGCUCGGGGAUGGAGAUCUCCGGCGGAGCUCAGCUGCCGCCGGCCGGGCUCGGGGAUGGAGGUCUCCGGCGGAGCUCAGCUGCCGCCGGCCGGGCUCGGGGAGGGAGGUCUGCAGCGGAGCUCAGCUGCCGCCGGCCGGGCUCGGGGAGGGAGAUCUCCGACGGAGCUCAGCUGCCGCCGGCCGGGCUCGGGGAUGGAGGUCUCCGGCGGAGCUCAGCUGCCGCCGGCCGGGCUCGGGGAUGGAGGUCUCCGGCGGAGCAGAGCUGCCGCCGGCCGGGCUCGGGGAGGGAGGUCUGCAGCGGAGCUCAGCUGCCGCCGGCCGGGCUCGGGGAGGGAGGUCUGCAGCGGAGCUCAGCUGCCGCCGGCCGGGCUCGGGGAUGGAGAUCUCCGGCGGAGCUCAGCUGCCGCCGGCCGGGCUCGGGGAUGGAGGUCUCCGGCGGAGCUCAGCUGCCGCCGGCCGGGCUCGGGGAUGGAGGUCUGCAGCGGAGCUCAGCUGCCGCCGGCCGGGCUCGGGGAUGGAGAUCUCCGGCGGAGCUCAGCUGCCGCCGGCCGGGCUCGGGGAUGGAGGUCUCCGGCGGAGCUCAGCUGCCGCCGGCCGGGCUCGGGGAUGGAGAUCUCCGGCGGAGCUCAGCUGCCGCCGGCCGGGCUCGGGGAGGGAGGUCUGCAGCGGAGCUCAGCUGCCGCCGGCCGGGCUCGGGGAGGGAGGUCUGCAGCGGAGCUCAGCUGCCGCCGGCCGGGCUCGGGGAUGGAGGUCUCCGGCGGAGCUCAGCUGCCGCCGGCCGGGCUCGGGGAGGGAGGUCUGCAGCGGAGCUCAGCUGCCGCCGGCCGGGCUCGGGGAUGGAGGUCUCCGGCGGAGCUCAGCUGCCGCCGGCCGGGCUCGGGGAGGGAGGUCUCCGGCGGAGCUCAGCUGCCGCCGGCCGGGCUCGGGGAGGGAGGUCUCCGGCGGAGUUCCGCUGCCGCCGGCCGGGCUCGGGGAGGGAGAUCUGCAGCGGAGCUCAGCUGCCGCCGGCCGGGCUCGGGGAGGGAGGUCUCCGGCGGAGUUCCGCUGCCACCUUGUGUCCAGCCCGGCCGCGCCUCAGCGCCUGCCCUGCCCCGGGAGAGGGAAGCUCUGGGCCCACCCCCAGGAGGGUCUCCUCCUGCUCCUGGCUCCAGUGCGAGCAGCUCAGGGGUCGGCAAAGCACCAACCCUGAGCCCUAA